CGGUGCACCAGACACGUUUUCGACAACUGUCAGUUUCUCUCGGGAGUCUCGGGGCGCAGGUGGAUAUCCUUCGUGCGCUUUUUAAAUGUGAUUCCACGGGACGAUCUACGUUUACAUACGUUUAAGGACACUUGUGAUACGCGGAUUCAGAAUGGCUCAGCGUCCUCAAAACUAUGGGUCUACGGAUCAACGGAUGGAUGUACCUGAAAUAGGAUUUAGUCCUACUGAACUUUAUAAUCUCUGUGAAAAUAUUACCGCUAAUAUAUAUAAAAUUAAUUCAAGUUGGAGGUUUUUGGAAAAAACUUACAAAAGCAUUGGAACAAGCAAGGAUACUCAAGAUUUAAGAGACCAAGUACAUAUAACACAGUCAAAUACCAAUCAGAUGGUCACGCAGACGAGCAAGGACAUAGCAAGGCUGACAAUGCUGAUGAGGCGUGGAGAGAAGCAGCAAAAAUUACAAAUUGAAAAACUCACGACAGACUUUAAGGAUGCAUUACAGAGAUAUUCCAGUAUGCAGAAGUCAAUUGCUGAGAAGAUGAAGAGACAUAUUUUAGCUAUGACUAAUAUAGAAAAUUCAAUGGACGCGGAGGAUGCUGAAGAGACACAUCAUCUACUUCUAGCGCAGGAACAAGAGCACAAGACCACACAAAGGACACUCGAGUUUCAACACGGACUACUCUUAGAAAGAGAGGAUAGGAUAAAACGUAUUGAGGGCGAUAUUUUGGAUGUUAAUCAAAUUAUGCGUGAACUCGCGGCACUGGUGCAUCAACAAGGUGAUACUAUUGAUACAAUUGACAACCAUAUAGAAAAUGUGCACGGCAAUGUCGAGUUAGGGGCGCAGGAAUUGGAGAAGGGAAGUAAUUACCAAAGUAAAUUUCGUCGGAAAGUUUAUAUCUUGUUGUUACUUGCAAUUAUAGUUGCCAUUGUAUUAACUGUUAUUCUAGUCAUUAAAUUAAGUUAGCGACUCUAGCCUUUGUGCGCGGGUCUUACUAAUAAACGAAAAGGGUUGUCUCAAUCUAUCUCACAUGUCGUUGAAAAGUAGUUUCGUCAAGGACCAUCUCAUUUUGCCCGUUUUUGUAUAUUGGAGAUGUAACGAAAGAGAGUAUAGAGACUUAUUUUAUAUCUGCUUAUGAAUGGAAUUGUCUCCUCUAUUUUUGGAGAUGUCAGCCAUUUUUAAAUUUUAUAAAACAGUAUUUAUAUAAUAAUUUCACAUGUAAAAUAUGAAUUUUUAUAAGCUUUUUUUAUUCUGUUUUUACAGUCUAGUUGAAUUAUUAUUGAAUAAAUUAUUAGAACAUUGAUAAAGGCUAAUAAUGCCUUCAUCAUUUUUCUCACAUGCCUAUCUUAUGUUACAUAAUUGUUAUUCAAAUAAUAUUAUAAUUUUUUAUAUUUGAAUAAAAUUUCUUAUUUUAAAAACAAAAUUCGAUUGAUUAUAUAAAAAUUUCUUUUCUAUUACAUAAAUUUUUUUUUAUCUACUGCUUCCAGCUUUAAUGGUGAUACAAAAAUAUUCGCGUCAGUAACAGAAAUUUGUUGAUAUAAGUUUAUAAUUUGAAACAUAUAUUAUUACAUAUCAAUUUAAUUGGCGCGUUUUCUUAGCAAAAUCCAUACAUAUUUAACGUUGCAAUUAAAAGAAUUAUAUUCUAAACACAAAAAUGUAUAAACAGAUUUAUAAAUAGGUAAAAGAAAAUAAGUUUUGCGUAUGAGUGUGAAACUGCACAAGUAAAAUGUCUAUUGUCACAUGAAAAAAUUAUAUUAGUAAGACAUAUAAUUAUAAUCAAAUUGAUACAAAAUUACAUAUAUUUUAAUCACGUUAUAUCAAGUAUUUCAUAUACUGAUCCGAAUUAUUGAACAGAAUAAAUCAACAUUAUUCAACAUAUGAAUACUAUAAUCGUAAUUAAUAAAUUUGUGUAAAACAAGGUCAAACUAAAGUAGACGAAAAUUACAAGAGCAUUAUAAUUAGUACUGUAAUUGGCACAUAUUGGUAUGUAAUCAAUUAGGAAAGUAUUGUUGUGGCAACUCUUAUAAUAAAAUUGUAUUACUUGACUUAGUUAAUGCAAAUUAAAGAUUAAAAUUAUGCGUUUUUCUGAAUAGCAGUAUCAUUUAAGUCGCGUGUAUAUUUUAUAUAUUCAAAUUUGUAUGUUUAUUCUAUCUAAUAAAUAUAAAAUUCCAAUUUUAUUGGAAAUUUGUCAUAAAACAUGCAGGUGCUAAUUAUUAAAAAUAAUAAUUAUAUAUUAUUUCAUAUAUGCCACAUUUAUAUGAAAUAAUUUUUAUGAAUAGCAGAAUUAUAUAUUUUUUAAAAUUUAUAUUAAAUUUCAUUUAAAAAAUGAUUUAUAGGUAAUGUAUUGUAACAAAUAUAUACAAAGUAUUAAUUGUGUCUUGAAUUUUCUUUAAGAAUGGGAUAUUAUUGCGCCGUAGAUUAUUUAAUCACUGUGUUUUAAUAAUUGUUUAAAAAAUGCCGCCUAUAUUUAAAAUUUAUAUACUGUCAGACACAAAAAAAUGAUUGAGACAGCCAUUUUCCUACGAUUACUCUGAUAUAAUUAUUAGGCAUUCCGGAUCUUAAAAAUCCAGUACAUAAUUAUUAAGAUUAUAAUCUGAAUAUUGUACAUACAACUAAUCAUUAACAUCAUUUAAAUAAAUAGUGCUAUGAUAUUGAUAUCAAUAUUUACGCUUAAUAUCAAGUAUAAUAGCUUUAUUAUCAUUGUUGAUUUGUAUGUGCUAAAUUAAUAUUAGGCAUUAAAUUAUGUUUUGUUCUUUGCAAA
This is a messenger RNA of Monomorium pharaonis (pharaoh ant), 2756 nucleotides long. It is a transcript of the gene Syx13, whose product is annotated as syntaxin-12. Lineage: Eukaryota; Metazoa; Arthropoda; Insecta; Hymenoptera; Formicidae. The record is from RefSeq and is a predicted model, not a curated record. Gene Ontology annotation, biological process: intracellular protein transport; vesicle-mediated transport; vesicle fusion. Bases 152 to 961 code for a protein of 269 amino acids. Gene Ontology annotation, cellular component: membrane; endomembrane system; SNARE complex. The transcript is spliced from 6 exons. Gene Ontology annotation, molecular function: SNARE binding; SNAP receptor activity.